Molecule: messenger RNA, 1891 nt
Organism: Epinephelus fuscoguttatus (brown-marbled grouper)
Lineage: Eukaryota; Metazoa; Chordata; Actinopteri; Perciformes; Serranidae
Gene: tbxtb
Product: T-box transcription factor Tb
Exons: 8
Coding region: 1-1311 (436 amino acids)
Biological process (GO): mesoderm formation; positive regulation of DNA-templated transcription; regulation of transcription by RNA polymerase II
Cellular component (GO): nucleus
Molecular function (GO): DNA-binding transcription factor activity, RNA polymerase II-specific; RNA polymerase II cis-regulatory region sequence-specific DNA binding
Source: RefSeq, a predicted model, not a curated record
AUGGCCACGGGCGCCGGAGAGUGUCCAGGGAAGGUCGGUCAGCACCGGGUGGACCACCUACUCAGUGCGGUGGAGAGUGAGCUGCAGGCCGGCAGCGAGAAGGGAGACCCCACGGAGAAGGAAUUGAGAGUGUCCCUGGAUGAGAACGAGCUUUGGCAGAAAUUUAAGGAUCUUACAAAUGAAAUGAUAGUGACAAAGAAUGGCAGGCGGAUGUUCCCGGUGCUGAAAGUGAACGUGUCUGGUUUGGACCCGAACGCCAUGUAUUCUUUUUUGCUGGACUUCGUAUCUGCGGACAAUCACAGGUGGAAAUACGUGAACGGGGAGUGGGUACCUGGGGGCAAACCUGAACCUCAAACUCCAAGCUGCGUGUACAUUCACCCGGACUCUCCAAACUUCGGGGCACACUGGAUGAAAGCCCCCGUCUCUUUCAGUAAAGUCAAACUCACCAAUAAACUCAACGGAGGGGGCCAGAUAAUGCUAAAUUCCUUACACAAGUACGAGCCACGCAUCCACAUAGUGCGGGUUGGAGGCCCGAGGAGGAUGAUCACUAGCCACUCUUUCCCGGAGACACAGUUCAUCGCAGUAACAGCAUAUCAAAACGAAGAGAUAACUGCUCUGAAAAUAAAGCACAACCCCUUUGCCAAGGCCUUCCUAGAUGCAAAGGAGAGGAGUGAUCACAAAGAUAUAAGAGAAGAUGCCAAUGAAAACCAGCAGUCAUCUUACUCUCAGUUAGGUGGUUGGUUUAUUCCAGGCUCAAGCUCUCUCUGCCCUCCCGCCAGUCCUCACAGCCAAUUUGGGAGUCCCAUCUCCCUCUCACCGUCUCAUGGCUGUGAGCGUUACUCCACCUUGAGGAACCACCGCUCUGCCCCCUACACCAGUCCUUACACCCAUCGGACCAAUUCUCCCAUCGGUUACACCGAUAACUCCUCAGCCUGUCUGUCGAUGCUCUCAAGCCACGAUAACUGGUCCAGUCUACAGAUGCCAACACACUCCAGCAUGAUGCCCAUGGCCCACAAUUCCACCUCUGGCACCAACUCUAGUCAGUACACCAGCCUGUGGUCUGUGAGUAACUCGCCCCUGACUCCCGUGUCCCAGAAUGGGGGGAUAAACAACAGCUUGAGCUCACAGUUCCUUCGAGGGUCGGGCAGCCAGUACACCAGCCUGUCUCACUCAGCCACAGUGCCCUCCUCUGGCUCUCCCAUGUACGACAGCGGCACAGCAGCAGAAGUGCAUGACACAGCUCAGUAUGACACUUCUCCACAUGGGCGACUACCUUCAGCCUGGACUCCUGUGACUCCUCCGUCCCUCUGAUGGAGGUGUGUCUGCACGCGUGGAGAGAAGGAGGAUGUGUGCAGGAUGUUUGAUCUGCUGUGACUUAAGGGAAGAAUCAACCCAAAAUGAAACAGGUUUUAUUUGUUUCCAAGUAAGUUUUUACAGGCAAAAGACUGUUUUCAAUUUUGUGGUACUUUAAUUAAUUAAGACAGAUUUUUUUUCACAUCUGAAAUGGUACUAAUGAGAAGCUACAGAGACUUCAAGCUCUUGAAGUAGCCCUUUUAAAAUGUGGUUUUGUCUCAAGAAGUCACUCUCAGUUUCAAACCUCCCAAAACAACAAAAUGAAUACUUUACUUUUAUUACUGGUUGACUUUUCCCUUUUGUUCAGCAAAUGUUUUUGUUCAGCAUAGCAGGGAAAACAUAUAUUUUAAUGUUUGUGAGCCCAAAUCCAUUUUAACCUGCUUAUAUUAAGCACAGCUCCAUGAUAUUCACAACAGUAAGUUACAACAGUGUACAGAUGAAAAAUAUUAAAUGAUGUAAAUGAGAGUCUUUGAGGUUCACCAUGUAAAUACAUAAAUGAUGCUUUUUGUACUGCAAUGACCCUGUUUGAGAUAUUAUG